CUUUCACAUUAGAUUCUGGUAAACAUAAACACAGAAAGAGAAGCCAGACAACGAAAUAACAAAAAAAGAAAGAGAAGAUUUUAUUUUGCCCGAUGCCUCCGACCAAUAAUUACCGAAUCUCCGGCGAGCCACCGUCUACUUCGCCGUCUCCUCCACCGCCAAAGCCGAAAACAAGGAUUCUCUCUGUAUUCCUCGUCGGUUUAAUCAUGUUUUCAAUCUUCUUUCUCUUCCUUGUUCUUAUCGGCAUCGCCUCUGUUCUUAUCCUCCCUCUCCUCCUCUCUUCUCUCCAUCGUCACCACCGACGUCGCCGUCGUAAUCGUCGACAAGAAUCCUCUGAUGGGUUAUCUUCAAGAUUCGUGAAAAAGCUUCCCCAAUUCAAAUUCUCCGAACCCACCACAUACACACGGUACGAGAGCGAUUGCGUGGUUUGUUUUGAUGGAUUCAGACAAGGACAAUGGUGUCGGAAUCUUCCUGGCUGUGGACACGUGUUUCAUCGGAAGUGUGUUGACACUUGGUUGCUCAAAUCCUCGACUUGCCCGAUUUGCAGAGCUAGGGUUAGAUUGAGGGAAGAAGAUGCACAUGAAGGAGAAUUAUGGAGAUGUUUUGGUCAUAGAAGACGUAGUUUGCUAGAUUUGUAAUAUUGUGUGGUUCUGUAGACGUGGACGCAGUCAAAUGGAUGAUAAAAAUCUCCAUAACCAAAGCUACUCAGAGGUACAAUACAAGCCAAAGACUCUUUCCACCGUAGAAAAGUAGCGGGUCAACCAAUCAAUCUUAUGGUAGUAUAUAUGAGCACUAAGCAGAUGGGUUUGAUCUUAUAAACCCCUCACUACCAUUACCAAAAAACCAGUAGCCAAGAGGUUUUUUUUUUUUCAUUUUUCUUUUCAAAACCCAUGGAUCGGUUUUCGUUCUUGAAUGUUGUAAUGGAGGUUGCGGGUAUUCUAAAUGAAUCCCGCAAACUCUUUAUCAAGAACAAAAAGUUGAUGUUCUCAGUCUUGGCAUUCCCUCUCUUACUCAAUUGUUUAGUUUACUUGUUCAACGCCAUUGCCAUCAAACCCGAGAUAACAAACUUGAUCCUUGAAUCAAGUUUGUUACCUAUGACAGAUCCAAACACCCCGGAAUAUGCUGCCCAUCUUAUGAGAGUCUUUGCAGAUUUUCGUCAGUUUGUUAGUUCUUUAUACAUCUUCUUCGCCGUCUCCUCCAUCAUCAACCUCUUAUCCACUCUUGUCAUCGUUCACGCAUCGGCUCUUACUCAUAAAGAUGAUAGCUUCGAGAUCAAAGAUUUUCCGAUUCUGACCCUUAAAUAUUGGAAGGGACUUCUUGUGACUAAUUUCUACAUUGCUCUCUUCAGUCUUGGCUAUUGGUUCCUAUUCGUUAUAAUCCUUUUUUCUAUCGUUUUCUUCUCUACAAAACUCGAUUCCUUGGUAGCCAAAUCUCACGCUUUAUGGAUUCUAUUCGCAGUCUUUGAGUCUUACUUAGCUAUAGUUUGGAACUUAUCUAUGGUCAUAUCGAUACUCGAGGAUACUUAUGGGAUCCAAGCUUUGGGGAAAGCUGCAAAGAUUGUUAAAGGGAUGAAGCCAAAACUAUUCCUCUUGAAUCUUUUCUUUGGUUUAUUGUCAUUUGGAUUAGUUCAAAUCUUGCGACUGAUAGAUUGGAGUAGUUCAUUCUCGGUUACCUUAACCACCAGUUUGGUCCUUGUGAGUUCGGUCUUUGUGGUGAGGAUGUUUCAGCUUGUGACUUACACCGUUGCCUAUUUCCAAUGUAAGAGCCUGCAAGGCAAAGACGUUGACUCGCUGAGGGAUGUGGAAUAUACGAAAUUGUCCUCCACUACUCUCAUGGGAGGAUUGCCUUGAUUAUAUCUAUAGAAGUGGUAUAUAGUUUGUUUGUCUUAAGAAUGUUGAAGUUCACCAUGGAUUCGGUAAAUGAGUUCUAAUAAUCAAAGUUUGUUUUCUUACAAAGUAAUAAUCAAAGGUUUGGUUGUAUAUGUAUGUAUAUAGCAAGGUAUUUUUGCUUUUCUAUACAAUGCCGCAUAUGAUUUGAUUAUC
Messenger RNA from Arabidopsis lyrata subsp. lyrata, 2042 nucleotides. RefSeq lists its product as uncharacterized. The record is from RefSeq and is a predicted model, not a curated record. Lineage: Eukaryota; Viridiplantae; Streptophyta; Magnoliopsida; Brassicales; Brassicaceae. The transcript has 2 exons. The coding region runs from base 891 to 1850 and encodes 319 amino acids.